GUACCCGGGCAAUCGAGAUGCCCUCACUGCCAACAACAGAUUGUCACAGAGACAACAUACGUCAACGGCAUGUUCGUCUGGGCCAUCUGCGGCGUUCUAGGCUUUUUUGGGAUUUGGCCUUGUUGUUUGAUUCCGUUCUUUGUGGACGGUUGCAAGGACGUAGAGCAUCGCUGUCCUCAGUGCAAGACCAUACUCUAUAUACAUAAACGAAUGUAGCUUUUCCUAAAGAACAUGACAAUCAUGACAAAGAGAGCCACGGAGACAAACACAAACCAAAUACAUCCCAUAAAUGUGUUUUACCCUGUACUGGCCGUUACUUAAUAGUAAACACAAUGACAGAAAACGAAAAUCAUAGCAACUGUUUGUUAACAAUGAU
Molecule: messenger RNA, 376 nt
Organism: Triplophysa dalaica
Lineage: Eukaryota; Metazoa; Chordata; Actinopteri; Cypriniformes; Nemacheilidae
Product: lipopolysaccharide-induced tumor necrosis factor-alpha factor homolog
Exons: 2
Molecular function (GO): zinc ion binding
Source: RefSeq, a predicted model, not a curated record